Messenger RNA from Rubroshorea leprosula, 615 nucleotides. The record is from the annotation of a GenBank genome assembly. NCBI's taxonomy places the organism in Eukaryota, Viridiplantae, Streptophyta, Magnoliopsida, Malvales, Dipterocarpaceae.
CCAGGGUUUAAGCUUCAGCAGACGAGAUAGAAAUCAGAGGGCAGCCAUGUUUCCAGGACUUGUUAUACGCAAGCCAGACAAGGCCGCCGCCUUGAAGCAGCUAAGGGUUCACGCUGCCCUAUUUGGGGCCUGGGUCGCCGCGGUUCGCAUUACCCCUUACGUUCUUCACUAUUUCUUCGAUGAGAGUGAAGAGCUCAAGCUCGAAUUGUAGAUCCCUCUUCUUCCCCUCUCAUUCUUUGCAGUUGCUUUGCGAGGCGAAGAUGAGGCCUUGGAUGGUGAAGAGAGUUAGCAGAGUUUAUUGUCCCCCUUUCAGCCCUGCUCAAAUGCGAGGCCAGGGUGUUGUCAAAUUAGUUAGUCUCUUUCUGGCCUUUUGCUUUGAUAAUUUUUCAUGUCGAUUGAGGCUAUACAUUUUUUAAAAGGAUGCUUAAUAUUAUGCAUUGAUAUUGUAAUGUUCCCAUAAUAAUAGUAGGCCCCUUUUAGCCAGUGCUAAAGUAGGUGGCAAAUCCUUGACCCCUUCUUUUGAAAGCACUGGCUGGCCACCUUACUCUUCUCAUUUUCACAUUACUUUUUGACAAUUCUUUGAUUUGAUGGCUUCAAUAGAUUAGUGAAUUGCAA